Cucumis sativus (cucumber) is the source of this 1272-nucleotide messenger RNA. RefSeq lists its product as uncharacterized. The coding region runs from base 556 to 1029 and encodes 157 amino acids. Lineage: Eukaryota; Viridiplantae; Streptophyta; Magnoliopsida; Cucurbitales; Cucurbitaceae. The record is from RefSeq and is a predicted model, not a curated record. The transcript has 5 exons. Gene Ontology annotation, biological process: mitotic DNA replication checkpoint signaling; DNA replication initiation; mitotic G2 DNA damage checkpoint signaling.
AUCGAGCAGAUUUACAAGUAGGAGGAUGGUGUUUGGUCUUACUGUAAAGCUACUGCUAGAAAGUAAGCUCCUGAAGGUGAGGUUUUCUACAAGGUUGCACGAACGUGGGGCCGUAUCAAUAUUGUUACUCGGAAAUGGUUUGAUCAGUCCAUGGCCAGAAAAGGAUGUUUUAAUGAGGAGCUGUACCCUGUUGGUAGCGUUUCUGGAACUUCAAAUAAAUUGACAAGGGGUUGCUUGACUGCUCACAAUAGCCAAGAAAAGGAUAUUGGGAACUUGGAAGCUGUACCGUCCUCAUUUCUUACCGAUUCAAAAUUCACAGCAGUUGCUGGUCCUGGGUUUUCAGACAUGGAUGUUAAAGUUACUCUUUCACAGAGCACGUCUAUGUUUUCAGAUGCUUCUAAUUUUAUAAAUGAGGUUGAUGUUGAAGUGCCAGUCACGAUGGGAAGGAAUGAAGAAAACACUGUUAAUUGUCUUGCAAAUGACUUUUAGUCUGAAGAAAACGACCUAUAUUUGUCAGCAUGUAGAAUAAAAGUUGUUGGGUUUGAAGCUUCUGAGAUGCGGAAGAUUGUAAAUAUGAUUCUCAGAGGUGGAGGCUCCCGAUACAUGGUUUUCAAUGACAAAUUAACACACAUAAUAGUUGGAGAUUCGUCAGAAAUGGAGAAAAAGGAGGUUAGAGAUAUUGCUACUUCAGGAGUUGUUCAUGUGGUUAGAUCCAACUGGCUUGAAGAGUGUGACCGUCAGAAGAAGGAGAUCCCUAUUCUUGGUAGACACAUGGCAUAUGAUGAACUUAUUCCUAAAGCAUCUAGUAAAAUGAGCACCAUUGUUAUGGAUCAAAAUAAAGUUCCAAAUGUUCAUCCAAUCGUGCCAUCAAAUGUGUCAGAAGGAAAUAUUCAUGUUAGCAUUGGAAAGACGUCAAUAGCAGUGGAAAGAAUUGAAGAAAAAAGUGAAACAAAAGUGAAUGGAGACAGGAAAAUGAAAUUAUCCCAGAAAAGCCAACAAUGUGUAGCAAAUGGUACAAACAAGAGUUGAGAAAAGAUGGGGCGUGAUUUCAUGGUUUCAAAUGGGAAGUCAUCAUGUGUAUUUAAGGGGAAAAUAUUUUGUUUUUCUAGUUCCUUUCCAGAAGAUCGGGUAUGUUGUAAAGAUUCUUUCCUCUUAUUUCAAACAGCAUGAUUAAUGUACACUAUGCACUUUAGGUUUUAGAUGUAUUAUUGUGGUAAAUAGCAUCCAUUUUUUAAAAAAAUAACAAAGUAGAAGCCCUGUAUUCAAUAUCAA